Molecule: messenger RNA, 1907 nt
Organism: Miniopterus natalensis
Lineage: Eukaryota; Metazoa; Chordata; Mammalia; Chiroptera; Miniopteridae
Source: RefSeq, a predicted model, not a curated record
AACUUUUUCCUUUUCCUAUUAGAUGUUGGUCAUCUUUCUGAAGUAGAAUCUCCAUGGCCUGAACAUUUUCUGGAACUCAUUUGGAGCAAAAUAUCUGUUUAAUAAAAAAAGAUAACCACAUCAAGAUGGUUGGAAAACUGAAGCAGAACUUACUAUUGGCAUGUCUGGUGAUUAGUUCUGUGACUGUGUUUUACUUGGGCCAACACGCCAUGGAAUGCCACCACCGAAUAGAGGAACGUAGUCAGCCCCUCAAAUUGGAGAGCACAAAGACGACUGUGCGAACCAGCCUGGAUGUCAAAGCCAACAAAACCUUUGCCUAUCACAAAGAUAUGCCUUUAAUUUUCAUUGGAGGUGUGCCUCGGAGUGGAACCACACUUAUGAGGGCCAUGUUAGAUGCACAUCCUGAUAUUCGCUGUGGAGAGGAAACCAGGGUCAUCCCUCGAAUCCUGGCCCUGAAGCAGAUGUGGUCACGGUCGAGUAAAGAGAAAAUACGCUUGGAUGAGGCUGGAGUCACCGACGAAGUGCUGGAUUCUGCCAUGCAAGCCUUCUUACUAGAAAUCAUUGUUAAGCACGGGGAGCCAGCUCCUUAUUUAUGUAAUAAAGACCCUUUUGCCCUGAAGUCCUUAACUUACCUUGCUAGGUUAUUUCCCAAUGCCAAAUUUCUCCUGAUGGUCCGAGAUGGCCGGGCAUCGGUACAUUCAAUGAUUUCUCGAAAAGUUACUAUAGCUGGAUUUGACCUGAACAGCUACAGGGACUGUUUGACCAAGUGGAAUCGUGCCAUAGAAACCAUGUAUAACCAGUGUAUGGAGGUUGGCUAUAAAAAAUGCAUGUUAGUUCACUAUGAACAGCUUGUCUUACACCCUGAGCGGUGGAUGAGAACACUCUUAAAGUUCCUCCAUAUUCCCUGGAACCACUCGGUGUUACACCAUGAAGAGAUGAUUGGGAAAGCUGGGGGAGUAUCUCUGUCCAAAGUGGAGAGAUCAACAGACCAAGUCAUCAAACCAGUCAAUAUGGCAGCUCUAUCAAAAUGGGUUGGGAAAAUACCUCCAGAUGUUUUACAAGACAUGGCAGUGAUCGCACCCAUGCUUGCCAAACUCGGAUAUGACCCAUAUGCCAAUCCACCCAACUACGGAAAACCCGAUCCCAAAAUCCUUGAAAACACUAGAAGGGUCUAUAAAGGAGAAUUUCAGCUACCUGAAUUUCUUAAAGAAAAACCUCAGUUGGUGCCUAGAAGACUUGUGAAUACAAUAUACACAGCCAUUGUCCCUCAACUGCAGAGUCCCCCAAAUUGGGAAAGAUGACUGAGCAAGUGGAGUAGCAGAGCCGGAAACCUCUUACAUACAUGAGGGAAGACUGAUGCCUUUUCAACAGAAGGGAUGUUUCCAGGGCUGGCUGUCACCUGCUGAGAUCCAUGGAGUGUGUGUACCGUGGCCUGCAUCUCCCGUGCGUUAGCCAGACUCCUCCCACUGAGCGGGCGGAAUGUCAGAACACAUUUGGACCUUCCUGAGUAAUCUGUCUCCUGAGCACAGCGCUCUUGGUUCUAAUUGCAUGCACAACCCAGCAGAUACGGAGCCCAGAAGGGGUGCGUGCUUGCUGUUAAAACUGCGCUGGUCCUUGUCUUGUCUUAUCAGAUUCCAAACUUUGUUUUCAAGGGGAGAGUUUAAAAUUGGGAUUCUGUAAGCAAAAUUGGGCAGUUUUAUCUUGGACUAGGUCGUCUGUACAUGUUCUAAUGUUUUGUAGAACACUUGUACCUGUUUAAAUGUAUCGGUGUGGAUAAUACUAAAUAUCUUAAUUAUUUAAAUAAUUCAUUGUAUUGUUUCUGAGAAGUUGAGGGAUUACUGUAUACAUUUACAACUUAAUGACUUUUGUAUUUUAUUUUUCAAAAUAAAAGCUUUACAUGUGAAGCA